GAUAAGGUAAUGGUCCUGGCUAGGUCAGGGCUCUGGCAAGAAGUCGUGAACGUGCCAGCCAGUCAGACUUUCCUGAUGCCUGAGGGGAUGAGCUUCGAGGAAGCGGCUGCUCUUCUUGUCAACUACAUCACUGCCUACAUGAUCCUGUUUGACUUUGGAAACCUGAGACCCAACCAGAGUGUCCUCAUCCACAUGGCUGCAGGUGGUGUGGGAACUGCUGCCAUCCAGCUGUGCAAGACUGUAGAAAAUGUCACCAUUUUUGGCACAGCAUCUGCUUCCAAGCAUGAUUCACUCAAGGAGAGCGGAGUCGCUCACCCCAUUGACUACAGAACGAUGGAUUACGCAGAGGAGGUCCGGAAAAUCUCUCCCAAAGGUGUUGACAUUGUUCUGGACCCCCUGGGAGGAUCCGAUACGUCCAAAGCAUUUAACCUGUUGAAGCCGAUGGGCAAACUCAUCACAUACGGGGUAGCAAACUUGCUCACUGGGCAGAAGAAGAACCUCAUGGCUAUGGCUAAAACCUGGUGGAACCAGUUCAGCAUCAGUGCCUUGCAGCUCCUACACCAUAACAAGGCUGUGUGUGGCUACCACCUUGGAUAUAUGGAUGAAGAAUUUGAGCUUGUCGGAGGUGUUGUAGCCAAGCUGGUUAACCUGUACAGUCAAGGCAAAAUCAAGCCCAAAAUAGACUCUGUAUGGCCCUUUGAUCAGGUGGCAGAUGCCAUGAGGCAGAUGCAAGAGAAGAAGAAUGUUGGAAAGGUCAUCCUGGUUCCUGAAGCACCCAAGGAAGAAUCCAAAAAAGAAGAGAACUAAGGAGAAGAGAUUCGUGCAGAUUGUGAAUUCAUGGUUUAACUCCCUGAUCUUUGGGACCUGGAAAUGGACAGAUCAGUAGCUUCCAUCUUCACCAGUACAAGAACAUCGUGGUUAAAGUUCAGAAGAGGUUUGCAUGCUCUCGUUGUGACUGACCCUUUGCCAGACAUGCGUCUUGCCCUAGCUCUCUGUUUUGAAGCCUGUUUAUUUUGUACAUUUUUCUAAUCACUUGCUUCUCUACUGAAUUUCCAAACUAACCUUAUUUUUCUCUGGCAGUGCAGCUGAAGCUUCCAGGCAGUUGGUGAUUAACAACUGGAUAGCCUGUCAUUGUAAAGUCAAGAUGUAACAUACUGUAGCAACUGCCAACUAUCUCCACAGAAACUGAGCCCUGCUGAAGCAUUUGCACUGUCACCUUUGAGAAGCUUGUUCAGCAGAAGAAUGGGCCAAACUUAGGAUGUUUCCUCAACAGCCAGAGGAAAAGCACGGCUGGCCUAGUUUUAAUUCUAGCACGGGCUACUCUUCUGUUUACACUAACCACGCUCUUUCCCCUCUGCUUUCAUAGGCCUCUAACACCAGUCAGAUAGUAACAGGUCAUGUUGUCUUUGCCUUGUAAAUAACCAUCCUGGCAUUUUGGAGUCUAUGGCAUAUUGCACUUAAUUUGCAGUCACUUCUCUGUGCAGUUGGCAAAUAACCUGACAGGCUGGUCUGGUCUGUGUCUGAAUACAGAAGAAAAGUUUCAAUUACGUAACUUGAUCUUGUCCAUUUUCUGAUUCCAAACUGUAUAGGGAGAUCUAAACUGUGUCUGAUUUCUAGAGACCAUAAGGACUCAACUGUGUCUCAAAUGACUGGAACAAUUGAUGUUGGCUCUGUGUUUUAUUAAUGUUGGGCUCCAAGCUGGUAUUGUUAAGGCUAAACUUCACCCUCGUGUUUGUAUUUCCAAGGGCUGCAGUGUUGAAUUGGACUUCAGCAAGAUGGGAACAAAAUACGCCCCUGUUAAUGCUUGCUUUGUGCUGUGCCCUGUGCGCUGGGGAGGUGCUGCAGUUUGGGAAGUAACUUGCAAGAACCAGUCCUGUAAGCCUGCUUCCCAGGAGCCUGGGCUGGCUCUUUCUGUGGCACGCCACUCAGUAAAGCUAUUGCCAGGUUACCAGCGUAGAUGAUAAACUGCCCAGCUCUGUGUCAAGCCUCUUGGCCUGGGCAUCUUGAGCAGCUUAAAUUGUGCUUUCCAUUCUCUUCUAGCUAGCUUGUUAGAUUUCCACUCAAGCCAACUCUUACCUUGUGGUUCAGUGCUGCAGUAAGGCUUGACUCUUCUUCCCCUGCAACUGCAAGUCUUGGGACCCUUGGGGUCUCUUCCAGCACCGAGGGCUUAGGAACUGCCUGGGGUGCUUCUCCCAGACCAGAACUCAGUUUCUCUUCCUCUUUUCUUUCUUCCAUGCAUUUAGAAACAUAGCUGUGCAGAGACCCAAGCCUAGUUCUCUGAGCACUUAAUGUCCUGGGUGGUGCCCCCCCUUCCUGCUGGACCCUGUUUUCAGCCCUGAGUGACUGUGGUGCUGUUUGUGCUUGCUUUGAGGCUUUGUCAUGGAUUGUAGGUGCUGCGGGCUUUUAGGCUUCAUUUUGGAUUUGAAAAGGUAAACCGGAGGGCGCCAAGAAGAGCUGCCCAUCAUGGAAGAGCUCAGGCUCCAGGAGCAAAACCUUGCUACUAGGAGUCCUGCUUAACCAAACCCCAAGGAGGGAAGGUGCCUGCUGGGCGAAGGGCCCCAUAUGCGAAGCCCCUCUGCCGCUUGAGAGCAGCCAAGCUCUGUGCAGGGCUGGCGGUUCCCGUGCAGGUGAGGAGUGUGGCUUCUUUCUCUGCCAGCUCUAUCCUUCAGCGAGGCUCCUAUCUAUCAGUGCAGCUUGUAUUUCAGGUGCUUGGGCUCAGUCCCUAGUUCUGCUGCCUUUUAGAAAUGCAUAGGCACAGCCUCUGGGGGACUUGCCCUGGCUAACUUUAAGUAUUAAAACAACCCCAUUCCCUAUGACCUCAGAGGAGGGGCUGGAGCCCUGUCACAGAUCCUUGUCAGUCCAUCUCUCACACUUGAUAUGAGAACUUCAUAAACAUGGUCUGAUGAAACUCACAAACACAACUUUUAACCUUUCUGAAUCCAAAAUCUUGCUGCUUCUUUUUUCAGCCUGCCCUGUCAUGCUAAUUUAGAUUAAAUCCAACAGUGUCUAAUGCUACUUUACCAGGUCUGACAACAGAAGGACUGUCUAAAUUGCUGAAAUGGGAAGUCUGGACCUGUUCCUCCAAGAAACUGGACUUCACCUUGAUGAAAGAGCAGCGUGCUCAAAUGGCACACAACCCUGCACAUCUUCAGGUUCUGCACACUUGUAAAGGGGAAAACUAUCAAAUUGUGUUUCACAGUAGCAUCCUCUCCUUGCUUUACUCUCGGCUAAGCGCAUGCUCAGUGCCUUACUUGGAUGGCCUUGGAUCAGGCAGCGCAGCAAGGCUCUCGCAGUCUGUCCCUCCCAGUGCAGCGUGAAGGAGGAAAGCGGGAGUCUUGCAGCUUCCCGUAGGACACCUGACAUGCUGCCUUGCGGUACACCACAGAAAACAGUAUCUCAGUGCCUUCUUCUACAUGCCUGUAAGGACUAGGAAGUCACUGGAGCCUUUUCCAUUCUGGCCUUUCAAAGUAUUGCCAAAAACCUGUUAUGACUCUUGCUAGCUCUGUUUUGUGAACACUGGUGACGUAGUCUGACUUACCGUGAAUAAGACACUCCCUUUCCAUGUAUUACAGCCUUUCCAGGGCCGUCCUGGUGGUUCUGUGUUCCCCAGUCCAGCAGAGCUAUUGUAGAGCUCUUGUCUCCCCCAGGGCAGCUGUUUGGCUCUGGCCAGUCCUUGAGUGAGGCUUUAUCUGCUGCCCCAGCCUUGGCUCUCCAGAAACAAUCCCGGCUCCCGAUGCUCUGCGGGUAGCUGCUCAUGUAUCCUCUACCUACAAAUUCCUGAAGCCCUUAUCAGGGCAAGAGUGCUAAGCAGUUACUAUCUGUUACGAGUUUAGCACUGACUUUUAUGUCCUUUGGUAGCAACAAUGUUUUCUACAGAAAGACCAAGAUUAAAUGUAACCUUGCUCCUCACUGCCUCACUGAUCAAUGCUGUGCUCUAGGUGGUUGUGGUUGGUUGUUUUUUGGUUUUGUUUUUUUAUGGUUUUUUUUUUUUAUGGACAAACAUUUUAUGGGCCAAUAAGUAUAGAAUCUAUGUAAAACAACUUCAAGUGUCUUAACUCAAUAAAGUUAACCAGCAGGUUUGUAUACUAAGGACCAAAGCAAAAAACAAAAACCCUACGAUAAAAAUCAUUCCACUUAAUGUUGCUUAACUGUUUAGGGCAAAGUCGUGCUAUUGAGAAAAUGGGAGAUUCCUGUGCAUAAUUGCAUGUGCCGUUCCAGCUAUCAGAAGUGCAAUUUAAUGUUUAUUAUUUUACUGAUUGUCUGACCCAAAGGUUGUGCCGUGAGGAGUCCAAGUGGAAAGCAUAAGGAGUUCAUAAGCAGAGGAGAGGCUGGAAGAGCCCCCCCCCGCUGCCGUGGGGGGGCUGCUCAGCACAGGGGUGCCUGUGCGAGCACCACUCCUGUGUCAUUACUGCAGUCGCCUUCCCAGACUGGUACUGCUGGUCUUGGACAAAGUUUUGCUAUCACCAGGCAGCUUUUGUCGUGUUUUUGACUCUUUGGUUUCUCUCAAGCUCAAUUAUGUUGCACGCUAACUGCAGAAGGGGAAGGGAGCAGAAGCAGCCUCGGCUUGCGCAGAGGAGCAUGGCCCCUGCCAAGUACUUUGAGAUGGGGGAAGGAGUUCAGCUGUACAUUUCAUUUUGGACACCUGUAUUAAAGUAGAAUUCAUUGACCAGGGAGAAGUAAGAAGCAUUGUGGGCCUCAGGCUUUAAUUGAUGCAGAAUCCUGGCCCACUUACAGCUGCUAUCAUAGGUGUAAAAAAACCACUCUUGUUGCCUAAUGAAGCCUCUAGUGUGCUAAGCCCUGGUGAUGGCAAAGUGUGACUGGCAAGUAGUGCAUGAGUGUGAUGUGAAAUGCAUUAGACUCUGAGCCUCUUAUAACAUACGGUCUGGUCUGUACUAAGUUGUGUUGAUUUGCAGAUAUGUGAUACGAGUGAUACUCAUCCUACAGACACAUGGAAAAAUCUUUGUUUAAAAAAUAUAUUCUGCUUUAUGUGUGUAACCAAGUUGGACAGAAAGCAAGUGUGCCAAUGCUGUUUACAUGACUAUAAUGUGUAAUGCUCCUCUGUCUAAUGUUACCAUAUGCCUUAUGUGUUUCAAAUGUUAAUUAAAAGCAUAACAAAA
Molecule: messenger RNA, 5117 nt
Organism: Aptenodytes forsteri (emperor penguin)
Lineage: Eukaryota; Metazoa; Chordata; Aves; Sphenisciformes; Spheniscidae
Gene: VAT1
Product: vesicle amine transport 1
Exons: 5
Coding region: 10-807 (265 amino acids)
Molecular function (GO): oxidoreductase activity; zinc ion binding
Source: RefSeq, a predicted model, not a curated record